Molecule: messenger RNA, 1693 nt
Organism: Ylistrum balloti
Lineage: Eukaryota; Metazoa; Mollusca; Bivalvia; Pectinida; Pectinidae
Exons: 1
Coding region: 1-1686 (561 amino acids)
Source: RefSeq, a predicted model, not a curated record
AUGGCGGCAGCCUAUUUGGGACUUGCUGUUUUAUCGUGUUGGGGAGUUUUGACUGUCAUGUCCGCUGAUACCAGCUGUGUGUCUAAGGGUCAGUUAUAUACGAAGCUACCCUGGUACGGCUAUCUCGUUCAGAAGACAUUUCACCCCAACGACGCUAAAAUAGAGUAUCAGAUUUCUUAUCCUGUAAGUGAGGGCAGUGCUAAUCUACUGAUCUACUAUGACGACCAGGUACGAAAACUCAAGGACGAAAUGUCAUGUAAGGAACGAGAAAAUAUUCUGCCCGCCAAAAAUAACCAAGUGAUUCCAUUAAACGAGACAGGAAGGUGUACAGUAUGGCGAGAUAGUGGUGAACCUCUUUAUGUGUGUGUCGGCGAACGUGUGUUCAAUUCAAGCUUUCCAAGGACCUGGUACUUUGCUGUGAGCAAGUGUUCUAUGAAUGGUUCUCAGUCUUUGAAUAUGAACUAUUAUUUCAAUGUAACAGGAUAUUAUGGUGCAUGUGAAGUUGAUCCGUUGUCUAAAACAGUAAUUCCUGCACGCGUUGAGGUUGAACCGGAUGUCAGUGUCAUUGUGGCGCUUGGAGUGGUAUGUGGUGUGACUUCAAUAACUGCAAUAGUUUUCAUGAUAUUGUUUUUUCUUGGUCGAAGACGACGCAAGAGCAAGAAAGGCGGAUCUGUGACGUCAUCACAGGCUACUAUGACGCAGGACAUUUUUUACGUGAAUCCUUCCUUAUCGGAUCGUGAACAUUCUGACUCACAAUACAGCCACAGUCAGUCAAGCGGAUCGGAAAACUAUUACGAGGUCAUCCCGGACCGUCGGAGUUACGAAAGUAUUAACACACAGCUUGCGCUACAAGGGCACGCCAUUCGUGGACUGAAUUUAAACGCGGCACACCUGAAGGAGCAGAGAAACUCUAACAUUCCCGCAUAUAUCCUAGAAGAUUAUCCGCCCCCGCCCUACCAGCCUCCAAGAGGGCUUCAUAACAUCCACGCCACCAUGCCAAGCGGCCUGCAUCACAGGCAAUCAAGUGCAAACGCCAUUCUCCAAGGCGGGAUUAGUCACUAUGCGUCACGCGCGGGAACACUUUCUGCCCCUAACAGUCAUAUGGCCGGAGGACGGCCAUCCAUUCACCAGCUUGCCGCAAGCGGCAUGCAUCCGAUGUAUCGACAAAAUCGGCCAGCCCAGACAACUCAAACCGAGGCUGAUGUAGAUACACACACUGGACCGAAGCAGGUGGUCAACGCGGGGGGUAACAGAAUGAAUGGUACCCCUGUUCACUCUGACAUUAUUCAACAAGCUCUGAACAGGCAGCCGCUGGUUCAUGCCACGAGCCAGGCAAGUCCUGUACAGAGUUCACCCCAAUCGCGCACAAGUGAAGUUCCUAUGACGUCAGACAGUGGCACUCAGCCGAUGACGUCAUUCCCGAAUGUAGUGCCAUCCUCAAGCACUCAAACAACACCGAUACAAAAUUCAAACUUUGUCAGGCAGUUGACAAACAGUGGCGCAAAAUCGAGCCAGCAAAACAUUCAACUCCAAACUUACGGACAAUCUAAGCACCAGUCACAAGGAAGUGGAAGUGGUAAUGUUAACAUUCCGAACGGAGGACGAGCACCACAAUAUCCGAACAGUAAUGUUGCUAAGUUACUGCACGAUGCUUAUCGGAUUCAGCAAUUUGAAACAACGGCAUAAUAGGUGG